This is a messenger RNA of Protomyces lactucae-debilis, 855 nucleotides long. RefSeq lists its product as uncharacterized. Gene Ontology annotation, cellular component: COP9 signalosome; cytosol. The transcript has a single exon. The record is from RefSeq and is a predicted model, not a curated record. The annotation marks the transcript as partial. NCBI's taxonomy places the organism in Eukaryota, Fungi, Ascomycota, Taphrinomycetes, Taphrinales, Protomycetaceae.
GAAGACCACUUGCGCUUCAUGCUUGAUCGCAUUACAGUGCGCUCAGCCGUAUUUGAAGAGCAAAUCUCCUUGUUGCGCGAAACACUGGCCACCGUGUUUGAAGGCCAGCAUGACUUUAUGGAGGCUGCACGCAUGCUGCAAGCCAUUUCGCUCGAGUCUGGUCAGCGCAGCAUCUCCGACAAUCAGAAGCUCAACAUAUACAUUCGCAUUCUACGAUGCUUGCUAGAAGAGGACGAAGCGAUUGAGGCAGACGCCUACCUCAACCGAGCCAGUCAUCUCGUCACCCCAACAACAGAUCCUGCCAUCCUUGUGCACUUCAAACUAUGCCAAGCGCGAAUCUUUGAUGCGAAGCGACGAUUCCUCGAUGCAGGUAUUCGAUACUAUGAGCUGUCCCUCAUGUCGGACCAUGUCGCAGCAGAAGAACGACAAUUUUGUUUGGCAGCUGCACUGGUCUGCGCUGUAUUAGCUCCCGCUGGACCGCCUCGAUCCAACUUUCUCAAUACACUUUACAAGAAUGAGGCGACGCAUUCACUAGAGCAUUUUACGAUCCUGGAAAAGAUGUUCCUUGAUCGGUUGAUUACGCCUGUUGAGCUCGAGCAGUUUGCCGCGACCCUGCGACCGCAUCAAAUGGCCUUGCUGGCGGAUGGCACCACUGUCUUGACACGCGCCGUCAUUGAGCACAACGUUCUCGCUGCUUCCAAGAUCUUUGAUAAUAUCGCAACUGAGACACUUGCAACACUCCUUGGCUUAACCCCAGCGAAAGCAGAACGUUUUGCACGCGGUAUGAUUGAGUCGGGUCGUUUGAUGGGCAAGAUUGAUCAAGUCUCUGGCAUCAUUGACUUUGCGAGUCAGGAG